Corticium candelabrum is the source of this 7058-nucleotide messenger RNA. Its product is annotated as protein transport protein Sec16A-like. The transcript has 22 exons. The record is from RefSeq and is a predicted model, not a curated record. Gene Ontology annotation, cellular component: endoplasmic reticulum exit site; ER to Golgi transport vesicle membrane. Gene Ontology annotation, biological process: Golgi organization; autophagy; COPII vesicle coat assembly. Bases 129 to 6851 code for a protein of 2240 amino acids. Lineage: Eukaryota; Metazoa; Porifera; Homoscleromorpha; Homosclerophorida; Plakinidae.
CCCAUUGACGUGGCAACUUGUAGGAUUUCUUCAUUCAGAGCGGCGAUUAUUUUCAUUUCUCUAGUCGUCUGUACGAACAAACGAACGGCUAACAACGUCACGAUUCAGAUAGAGUUUGAAGUCAGCAGAUGAGUGAAAAUACCGACGAGUCAGGAACUCCAUCAUUUGGGCCGCCAUUCUCUACGGGACCGUUCGUUGCCGACGGCAACCAGCACCACGCUGCCACUGAAUCUGGCUACAGACGUCAAAUAUCCGCUCCCGUCUAUCCAUCCAGCUCUGUGAUUUCUACCUCUUUUGGUCAUGGGAGUGUGACACCAAUGAGUUACUCGAUUCCCACCGUGCAACACACAGUGAGGCCACCUGGUGGACUUCAGAGACCAGCGUUGCCGUCUGCGCAAUUUUUCCUGCCCUCGUCGGGUGUUGGGUUUCCGUCUGAUUCGUUUCCUGUCAUGCAGCAGUCACUUGGGAAGCAAGGAGAGGUUGGACACCUUGGGGUGUGUACGUCACUACCGACGACCGAUUUGUCUGUGCUUCCUGUUGGCGACCAUUCUCAGUUGAGUCACCACGAGUUGGUGGGUCUGGUCGACAGUCGUGCGGUGACGUCGAGUUAUGGAUCGGGAGGUGUCAUUCAGUCGAAUUCGUAUGCCGCAUACGGAGCCGAGAACGAUCCUGAACAGAUUCUGAGUUGUGAAAAUCGAUUUGCUGUGAGUGAAGCGUCGAAUCUGUCGGAUACGAAACUUGCAUCGUUUUUCAGCGGCGCUGGAGCUAUGUCACCAAGCCAAGGAAAAGAUUUUUUUAAUGUAGUUGCACCGUCUGUGAGUGACGUCGACGUAGCGAGCGAAUUCGGUCAACAGGUGCCGUCAUCCGGUCUCGGCGGUGAUCAGAGUUUAGUAGGAAAUCAUCCCAGUGUUUUGAUGAAUUCGUUGGAGGUCAAUCGUAGUUCAAACCAUGAAAGAGAGGCGGUAAAUCUAGUGGAAAAUGUUGGGCAACCUACGGAAAGUGCUCACUGGCCGACGGGUGUAUCUCAUCACGAUCAGAUGACGGAGUCGGGACACAGAGAAGACGGCAAUGAAGCAGUCAGCAGAGGCCACUUGCCUGUGGAUACAUCGGGUAUUAGUUCUGCUGUUGCUGACACGUUUCAUGAGGUGUCGUCACCGCAGGACGUACGUGGUAGGCACCAGAUUGUUUGCGAAGAUACUCAGCAAGUACGGAGAGUGACGGAUAUGUGUGACCACGUUGAUCAGUUGAGUGAUCAUUUUGCUCAACAAUCGAUAACAAGUCACGGAUUAGAUCCGCAUGCAUCUGUCGUGGAUAGUAGUGUGAAUCCGGGCGGUUCGCUUGUUUCUCCCUCGACGGCUCGUACGUCGUCACAACCAUCUGACCUCACAUCGCAAAUACAAUCAGUACAAUCGUCGUCACUCACUACACAAUCACUGCCUCAUCGUACGAUUACACACGAAUUGAUUCAGUCAACAGACCCUCUAGUGUCCAACCCUGUGUCUAACAGUCAGAUCAACGAGUUAGUGUCCACGAGUACUCCCUCGCUCAUCUACUUCCCAAGCACGUCACCACCCGGAGAGCAAGCUGAUCAGCCCGAAAAACACCAGAUCGAGCCACAGAGUCAUCUCCCUCAAACACAAAGUCAGUUGAUAAGUGAUACCGACGAUUCACGGACUCAACAACAUUUGUCGAAUUUUUUGGCUUCUGUGGCAUCCAACGAGUCAUCUGAAAGUAGAAUUCCUUCGUCAUCGUCGUUAGCCGACUCAGGUCUGCUACCAGUCGAUAGAAAUUUAGAAAUUAAGAAGCAGAACGUAGUGGGAUCUACCGGUGUGGACCUGUUAAUGCUCCCUCAAGGAUCAGACGUGAAACUCGCUCAACUCGAGUUACAAAAUGCUUUGCUUCCUGCCGUUGAACAAACUACGCCUCACUCUCCGUUUUCCGAAAAUAUGUUAGUGAAUCGUCUUAAUCCUAAUGAUUCUACGCACGUCAAGAAGUCGGACUCGGUGAGCGGUAACGUGUUACCUGAAAAUGAAACGCAGAAUAUUGUUCCUGCUGUUUCAUCCCACGGUCUUCCAUCUCAUGCUGUAGCUCCAACUCUGUCACUAACGUCUGGUCACCAUUACACACAAGUAUCGGCUGCCGUUCCCUCGUCAUCUGAUGCCAUCAUUUCCGGACAGUCUUCUCAACAACUUGAGCAAUCGUCAUCGUCUCAACUCGCUGUCAUGCAGGCUGCUCUUGCAACAAGCGGCUCAAACGAGACUCUAACCAGCGAGUCGGCUCAGCAACGUUCGUCUAAUAUUUUACAACCUGAAGUCUCUACGGUUGCUGGAUUAGUAAGUCACUCGUCGGUUCAAGCAGCUCAUUUUCAGUCAGAUUCGUUGCGUCAGAUAGCGACAUCAAAGGCGUCUUGUGACACCUCAGUUACGUCUGGUGUAGCAGCAUCCGUCGCCGCCGUACCUCAACAUCGGCAGAUGCAGCCAACGCAGCAAUCGAACAUUCUAACUAAAUUGGAUACUCGAGUUCAACAAAUCUUGCCAUCGCAGUCGCACGCCGUCGUGCAGCAACCGGAAAUAAACCAACCCGCGUUUGAUCACGUGACUUACCAACCUCCUGUAGCGAGUCACAACAUUCAGACGGUUCAGUAUAUGCCGAGUGAGUUUGCUCACGAGGCGAAGCACGAGAAAAUUACGAACGACCAACAGGCAGCCGUCGUGGCUCGUGGCUAUCCGAAUCCCGUCUUGGGUUUGAGUUCAGUCGCCUCGCAGAAUUUCCAAUACGAAUCGAAUCGGUCGUAUUCACAACCGGCUGCUCAGUCCCAACAGUUUGUACAUGCCGACGUUCAACGAUUGGUACCCAUUGCCGGGAAGACGGCGUUUGAUGCAGCAGGCGAUGUCCACGAACGUCAACUUGGUCACAGUGUGAGAUCUCUGCAGGAUGACGGGGCACACGAAUCGCAGCAGACUGUGACCGCGUCGGACGUGUCUCAUAACCAUGGAUACCACUGGCCACCGGACACUCCCUUACAGAGUCACUAUCUCGCAUACGAUCAGCAUCCGUCGUUACAUCGCAACGUGGGUCAGAAUCUGCUUGCUACACGUUCCCACGCUUCGGCGUUUCACGAACCAACGAGAGGUCCAACACAAGGUAUACCCGGUGGUUACUCCUCGUCGUAUUUACGAUAUCCCGAUGCUCACUAUCCGCCCGACAGAGACGUAGGCAGACAAUAUGGCGGAUACCGAGGAUACGGAAACGAGUACUAUGGCCAGUAUUACGAUCACGAUCAUUAUUACAGAUACCGGCAUUACGACCGAUAUGAUCCAUACGCUCAUGACCGACACUACCACUCGUAUUCGCAUUAUCCCGAUGGCGAUCCACGAUGGAGGGAUCACCAAGGCCACUACAAUUAUCCCGAUCGGUAUAGACAUGAAACCGGGAUCCCCGGUAGUCGAUAUUACGAUGAACAAUACCACGAUCACUACCAGAACAAGUACGACAAAUCGACUGUAGAGACCGAUUACCAGCCCGACGUUUCAUCGAUUCACGAAGACAACACGGCGACCGCCGAUUAUCAGGACGCAAGUCGUUACGGAGAUUACAACGAUCGGCAACAGUUUGGUAACUAUGAUGAUGGACAGCACGCGAACUACGAGAAGCAGCGGAUGGAACACUAUGAUGGCUAUCAGCACUACGAUCCCAACAACGGUGGCUACGUCGAUCCUGUCGUCUCUGGAUUCUAUCCAGCCGAUGUUUCAUGGCAGCCAAUUCAAAGUAGUACACAAAUUCUUAUAUCCGUUUGUCUGCCUGUCUGCAUGCAUUCAUGCCUACUUAUUGGUCGUGUUUACUAUUUGUCUUGUUCCAUCUUAAGCUCUUUGUGUUUUUGUUGUUUUUUAGAGACGCCCACGCCGUCUCCUCGGACUACGCCUGUGAAGUUUAAUCGUCCUCAUGUGGUGGCAAGGUUUAGUCUUCGUGGUCAUCUUGUUACCGUUUUGCCGCAAUUUCUUGCCGGUGAUAAACCGAGACCGGUUGAAAUCAGCAAACCUGAAGCUGAAGCUGUACACAAAGAUAUCGCUGCAAUUGCUUCAUUUCCUGGUCCAUUGCUGAGAGAUGAAACAUCAAAGGCCGAGGUCGUGACCUUUGCAUCCGAGAGAGCUGCUGCAUGCCGCCAGUCUGCCAACGAGUGUGACGAUCCCGCCACAAAAGAAUCACUUCAGUCAUCGGCUCUUCUAUGGGAUUAUCUUGUGUUGUUGUGCAGACAAAAUGGAGCUGUUGAUGGGAGUGACGUGUCGGACCUUCUAAUGCGCCAGUCCGAGUUACCAAAUCAGCAAGCUCAACAACAAGCCGGAGUGAUGGACAGCUAUGCUGCAGAGACUCAGUAUCGCAACCUGUUACUGAGCGGAAGAAAAAAGCAAGCUUUAGAGACGGCUAUUCGCGGUCAACUGUGGGGUCAUGCGUUUGCACUCUCACUCAAGAUGGACCCUCGUGUGCAGAACAGCGUUAUGGCAAGGUUCAUUGGAAGCUGCAAGUCAAGCGAUCCUCUUCAGACGUAUUACCUACUGACAUCAGGAAGGAGUCCUGUUGCUGUGAAAGGAACUGUCGAUCCAUCGUGGGGUGAUUGGAAACCACACGUUGCCAUGAUGAUCGCGAACAAGAAUACAGACGAAGAUCUGACGAACGUCAUGACCAUUUCUCAAAAUCUUGGUACUCAAUUUCUAAUACAUUAUGUUAUACACUCGUACCAUUACAAUCAUUUGUUGUUGACGUGUGAAGCAUCGAGAGAUCUGUGUGGGAGUCAUUUAUGCUGCCUGCUCGCCGGUGGGAAAGUGAGCCAUCCUGGAGAGUCGAAAUGUCGGGUAUCGCUCUUGGGAGCCGAUCACACAAAACCCCUCGCAGAGUACGCGACCGUCGAGUGCAUACAACGAAGCGAGGUGUAUGAGUAUGCGUGUUCGUUGAACGAUCUCAACUUCUGUUGUUCGCCAUUGCAAUGUUACAAGCUGCUGUACGCGUACUGGCUCUUGGAUUUAGGGUUAACAAAUAAGUCGCUUCAAUAUUGCGAAGCUAUUGCUCAAUCGGUUCGCUUGAUUCCGGGCAAGUUUACGCCCGAAUUUGUCAAUCAACUGUACGAGCUCGGUUCUCGGCUUCACUCGUGUGACAGCCAUUCGAGAACGAUGUAUCACGACGGACUUCCCGAUUGGUUACUGUCAUUGGAGGGAAUUAUCGGGCAACGUGAAGAUCACACCAUACGAACGGCCGAACCGACGCCGUCUCCUCUACCUUCGCUCGGUAUGAGCGCCCAGACAUCUUCAGUCGUAGAGAAUUUCAUGCCAACAGACAACAUCACGCACGUUCAGAAUACCGGCGGUCUGUAUGAUGCACAAGUAUUUGCACAAGGUUUGGUAUAUAAUCAGCAGGCUGGGAUGGUCACGCAGGCUGGGAUGGUUACACACUCUCUGAUGGGUCAGCAACUGUUGAGUGGCAGUGGCCACAGUUCGUUGGCCGGAUCGCGAACGGAUCUCGUGUCCAUGGGAAUGCAACAGGAGCCGUUCCAGUUUCAGGGAUACGGCAGUGCGGGUGACGGUGCAGCCGUCUUUGUGCCGUUCUCGGGCUCGUCCGCAUACGAAACGGAUGCAUACGGACACAACAUGGUUAACACACGUAAUACACAAGACAACAACUUGAUGUCGUCGCAAUACACGUGGGAUGGAAUGCAGGGUGGUGAAUCUAUGGCGUUUCCUUCGACUUCUAUUGCUCAUAAUUUUGAGACUACUGCUCACAUGCCGAGCGGAAUCGGUUCGGAACCGACAAACGGUCAGCAGCAGCUUGAAGAAGACUCGUCGACUGCAGCUAAGGAUCAGACUGAUGGAUCGGAUACAAAGGACGAAGACAUAAAAAAUAGAAAGGAGACUAAACAAAAGCCGGGUGAAUCCAAGUGGCUUAUCGGUCGGCUGUGGCAGAAGAUCAAGCCGUCUGGUAAUCGGAUGAUUCUUCCGGACGACAAGAAGAAAUCGAUCGUGUGGGAUGAUAAACUGCAGCGGUGGGUCAAUCAGGAUGGGACAGAAGAGGAAACAAGUGGCCCGGCGGCUCCUCCCACCGACAUGCAACUUCAGUCUCAAGGCAUGUCGUCUGCAUUAGGACAAACAAACAACGUCGACGGUACCGAAAGACCAGGGCCUCCCUUUCCAGGAAAUGAACAAGUCGGAGCGUCUAUGCCUAUGACAUCCACGAAUGCCUAUUCUCGCCUCAAUUCUGGACCGAGAGGAAGACAAGGUUUGAGAAACAAGUAUGUUGACGUGCUGAAUCCUGGCGGCAACGGAGGCUCGUCUCAUAGUUCUAUAGCUCCACCGCCCGCAGUUCCCGGCAUCAUGAAUCCGCUGCCAAGCCAACCAUUUAGCGGAACUCUGUUCGUUCCACAAUCGACAGACAAUACAACAGGCGACGCGUUUACACAACAGUCUGCCGAUGGGUCAGAUCAAGUUACACAUUCAAGUGAAGGACAGAUGCCACAUCUACACGUCGGAUCGACAACUUCCGGUCUCCCAUCAGCAUCACAUCUACAUCAAAUACCCGGUGUAUACAACAACAGUGAACCAACAAGAGGAUCGUCACCAGACAGAAUGUCGACGACGAGCGAAGUGAGUGAGUUUUCACUGGAAGUCAGACAGCAUAUGGGAUAUCCAAGACCGACAGAGAACACACCGACUCAUCAUGCCGGUCAGAUCCCGAUGUACUCAUCAUCCGGACCUCUUCCUGCUUCCAGUGCGCGUGCGCAGCCUCAACAACGCGGUCGAUUCGGAAACGCCAGGCCUCGAUAUGUUGGGAUGGGCGUGUCGUCGAAGCCUCCGACCACCAUGUAGACAGAGAGCGGCCGUCGUCGACGUUGAAUAGUAGGAAAACACAAAUGUAUUUUGUUUACGUUCUCUUCGUGUCUCUCGUUUUCGUAGAGUACUCGAUAUAUCUUGUAUCUGUAGGACGUACUGUACUGUCGCAUGCACAUGUAAUAUGAUGUGCCGACAGGACUGAUUAAUUAAUUGAGAAUAAUUUUAUUGAGUGACGAACCGAAA